ACCAGAUGGGUUUUAUGGUAAGUGACUAUAGCUGGCUGCAGAAAAUUUGCCUUCCUGGCAGUUGUGGAUGCCGAUCCGCCGCCCGAUAGCGCAGUGUGUAAAAUCUUACCGACGGAAAUCGGGUAGGGGUCACUUGUAAUUGCACGGGUGCGAGUUCACGUGGUUCCGACACAGCUUCCUUAGUCAGUGAAGUUCAAAACUCCUCCAGGUAUCGCUGUGUAGUGGAUCGAUCAAGCCUGCUGUGUUUAUCGGUGCAACUUGAGGUGACAGCAACCGCAAUAUUCCGGUCCAACCCUCGGUGCAUGCGGUCUGAAAGCACGGUCAGUAUCUUUGCAGUUCUCCGUGAUCAGGAUAAAGGACUAGAGAUGCAACGGACCGGGGUUCUGAGGGCCACCUUACUGGUGCUCUUGCUCGCCACUCCGGCGCUUUGCCAGAAGCCCAAGACGAAGCGACCGCCUGCCGUCCUGUCCAACCUGUCGUUCUUCAACCUGACCGGCAGGCCGCUGCUGCCGGGCGAGCUGAACACGGGAGACGGCGAGACAUCUAUGACUCCCCGGGACAUCCAGAGAACGGUGGACAGGCACAACGAGCAUAGGAAGAACAGGAAGGCUAGUGACAUGCAGCAUAUGACUUGGGAUGCUACCUUGGCCACCAUGGCCCAGCGCUGGGCCGAACGCUGCGUCUUCGAGCACGGCUUCGGGGAGAACAUCUCCCCGUACGAGUCGGUGGGCCAGAACCUGUGGCUGCGGCCAGGCGACCCCAACAAGCCCAUCUCCGGCGUGAUAGCCACUGAUGACUGGCACGAUGAGAUCAAGUAUUACUACUACGACAGCGGCGCAUGCUCUGAUGUCUGUGGCCAUUACACACAGGUGGUGUGGGCGGAGACUGACAAGAUAGGGUGUGGUCUGGCCUACUGUGGUUACAUCAGCGGCUACCGAGAUGCAUGGAACUUCGUCUGCAACUACGGCCCAGCAGGUAACUUCUAUGGGCAGAAACCGUACAACCUUGGUGAUGUGUGUACUGACUGCCCGACUAACAGCCCCUUCUGUUUUAACGGACUAUGCCGUCUUUGCAACAUAGACGAACCAGGCUGCUCUUGCCUGAUAACCUGCCAGAACUGUGGGAAACUUAACAGGAACAGAUGUCAAUGUGAAUGCCCCAACGGCUUCCAUGGAGCUCAGUGUGCCGGGGAAGAGGGAGAACUUGAAACGAAUGAAUCGUCUGUAUUUCUCGAUGAUAUGAUAUUGGUUUCAGAGGCAAGAGAUCCUGGCUUCACAUGUGAUCCCAACCAGCCGGGACCGCCAGACGUUAACCCCACCCCAGACUUCCUCUGUAACACCGCCUUCGACUCGGUGGCCAUGAUCAAUGGAGAACUGAAUGUUGUCAAGGGUAAGAGGUACUGGCGUUUCGACCGGCAAGGCAAGCUUAUCUCUGAGCCCUCCGGUGAACUGCUGAGGAACUACCACUCACUGGUCAAAAAGGGAGUCAAGGCGUUGUAUCAGAUCGGAACGCUGGGUUCGAACCAGGACACCAUCACCUUGAUUCGAGGCAAGAAGGUCUGGCGAUUCAACGGCAAUCGACAGCGUCUGCGCGGAUGGCCCCUGAACCUGUAUAACGACAUCGGCAUACGGGAAAAGAUCUCUGCUGCCGUGCACGACGAACGCUACGGCAUUACGUACCUGAUAGCAGCGAAGACAUCGGACGUGUACGAGUACGAUGAGGAAGGAGCCCAGCUGGUACAAGACAGGCCCUCGGGUAUCAAUGCGGUAUUCGGCGGGUUACCAACGAAGAUCACCUCUGCAUUCCGUCAUGGUGGUUCGUUUUUCUUCCUGCGAGGGAAGAAGGUGUUCGAGGUGAACCAGAACUCCAUGUCUGUGGUUGGGAAUCCAGUCUUCUUUGCGGAGAGAUUUCUUGGGUGCUAGUUGGAGAAAUAUUAAAGACAGUGGUGUGUAGGUUUGAGGAGAAUUAUAAGCUCACCCGCAUGUCGGUGUAAUUGUAUCUACUUAAUUACUCUACUCGACUUGUUGUUUGGUUAUUAGGCCAAAAAAAAAAUAGUCGGUCUCUGGUCAGACCGAAGUUCCGGAAUCGAUGCGGCGACGCGGUGUUUUUUAUUUUUUAUUUGGUGUUUUUUUUUUUCAAGCUUGUAUUGUACAGACAAGGUGGGUACUAUUUUGCUUUUUUGUGUCCUCAUUAUACAUUGGUGUCCUCCAUGAUUUGCCUUGGUGCCCUUUAUCAUUUGCCUUGGUGCAAUUUCCCAAAUCCUUGGUGCUCCAUGGUACA
Patiria miniata (bat star) is the source of this 2280-nucleotide messenger RNA. RefSeq lists its product as uncharacterized. NCBI's taxonomy places the organism in Eukaryota, Metazoa, Echinodermata, Asteroidea, Valvatida, Asterinidae. The record is from RefSeq and is a predicted model, not a curated record. Bases 303 to 1922 code for a protein of 539 amino acids. The transcript has 12 exons. Gene Ontology annotation, cellular component: extracellular region.